AUGGUUAGAGAAGAGGCUAUAUUCCGCUCUGCGGAUAUGACAUAUGUGCAGCUGUACAUUCCACUGGAGAUUUCCAGAGAGAUUGCGUGUCUCUUAGGUAAUCUGGGCACCUUGAUGUUUCGAGACCUUAAUAAGGACUUAACUGCAUUCCAAAGAGGAUAUGUGGGUCAAAUUAGAAAACUGGAUGAAGUAGAAAGAUUGGUCCUUUACAUGCAAGAAGUUAGUGACAAACAUGCAGAAGCUACCUGGAAAUAUAUUUUACAUACAGAUGAACAGGGCAAUGAUAUUCAACGUCCCAGUGUGACUCAAUUGGUUUCCGAAAUGCAAACCCAUUCUCACGAUAUUAUCAAUGCUGCAAUGGGUGAAAUUCAUGAAUUCGAAGGACGUGUGAAAAGGUUAGAUGAUUCUCUUACAAAUUUAAAAGAAAAAUUAAACGGUCUCUUGGAGCAGAGAUACGUUAUAUUUGAAGUUACUCGUUUCUUACAGAGCCAUCCGGGUUUGUUUGGACGUAUGGGACGUGAAGAGAGGGAAUUGAGAGAUGUAGAUGAAUUUAGAUUGAAUCUCGACGAGUUGAGUGAAACUUUAAGUGACACUUUUUCUUUUGAAGACGGUACUGAACCAACUGAUGAACAGCAACAACAACAGGAAGCCUUGAACGACCAGAUGGAAUUCGAAGCUGAUCAAAAUUUGCUAGAAAUUGGAUUCCACGAUAGAUUCAUGAUCGCAGGCUCCAUUAGGAGAGACAAAGUAGAAGUAUUGAAUAGAAUUCUUUGGCGAUUAUUACGUGGUAAUCUUAUUUUCCAAAAUUUUGCCAUUGAUGAACCUCUAUUAGAAAAUGGUGAAAAAGUGGAAAAAGACUGUUUUUUCGUUUUCACACAUGGUGAGUAUCUAUUACAGAAAGUUCAACGUGUGGUAGACUCAUUAAAUGGUAGAGUCGUAUCGUUGGCUCAUUGUACUCAUAGAGAAAUCCAAAAAUUGAACGAUAGAAUCUCAGAAAUUCAACAGAUUGCUUACGCUACGGAAUCCACUCUACAUGCUGAACUGUUAGUGGUAUCCGAUCAAUUACCAGUUUGGAAUGCAAUGGUCAAAAGAGAAAAAUACAUUUAUGCAACUUUAAACCUUUUCAAACAAGAAACUCAUGGGUUGGUUGCAGAAGGCUGGUUACCAACUUUAGAACUUACAACUAUUUCAGAUGCAAUGAAGGACUAUAGUGAAACUGUAGGUUCCGAAUAUAGUACCGUGGUAAGUGUUAUACAUACUAAUAGAGCACCACCAACGUAUCACAGAACAAAUAAAUUUACACAAGCAUUCCAAUCCAUUUGUGAUGCUUAUGGUACUGCAACUUAUAAAGAAGUGAAUCCUGGGUUGGCCACUAUUGUAACUUUCCCUUUUAUGUUUGCCAUUAUGUUCGGUGACUUGGGACACGGUUUCAUACUGAUGUUAAUUGGAGUUUUCUUGUUAAUGAUGGAAAAGAAGUUUGAAACUAUGCAACGUGGAGAAAUCUUUGAUAUUGUUUUCACAGGAAGGUACGUUAUUACUCUAAUGGGUGCCUUUUCAGUAUACACUGGUUUGUUAUACAACGAUAUUUUCUCCAAAUCAAUGACCAUUUUCAAAUCAGGUUGGAAGUGGCCUUCAAACUUCAAAAAAGGUGAGAGCAUUGUGGCUGAGCAAACGGGUACGUACCCAUUCGGGUUGGACCAUGCCUGGCAUGGUACAGACAACGGAUUAAUUUAUACCAACUCCUACAAAAUGAAAUUAUCUGUCAUCAUGGGGUUCCUGCACAUGACUUAUUCUUUCAUGUUCUCUUUGGUCAAUUAUAGAUACAAAAAGUCGAGGGUGGAUAUCAUUGGUAAUUUUCUUCCAGGUUUGAUAUUCAUGCAAUCUAUCUUCGGAUACUUGACAUGGGCCAUCCUUUACAAAUGGUCAAAGGAUUGGAUCAAAGACAACAAACCAGCACCAAGUUUAUUGAACAUGCUGAUAAACAUGUUUCUAUCACCUGGUCACAUAGAUGAUCAACUUUAUUCCGGUCAAAAUGUUCUACAGAUUCUCCUCUUGCUUGCAGCUCUCGCUUGUAUUCCUUGGUUGUUAUUAUACAAACCACUUACUUUGAAGAAGCAACAUAGUGGAGUUAGUUUGAAUGGGUACGAAUCAGUAAACAGAAGUGAAGGAGUUGAUGAAUUGACUGCAGAUCUACAGGCUACCGAGGGUGAUGGGAUGAUUGUCACGGACUACCAUGGACACGAAGAGAAUGAAGAAUUCAAUUUUGGUGAAGUUAUGAUCCACCAAGUAAUUCACACGAUUGAAUUCUGUCUCAACUGCAUUUCCCACACGGCAUCCUACUUACGUCUAUGGGCGCUAUCACUGGCACAUGCUCAGUUGUCAAGUGUGCUUUGGGACAUGACCAUCAAAAAUGCAUUCUCACCUAAAAACUCCGGCUCGCCGCUUGCUGUGACUAGAGUGGUUCUCCUUUUCGCCAUGUGGUUCGUUCUUACUGUAUGCAUACUGGUGCUCAUGGAAGGUACAUCGGCUAUGCUGCACUCUCUACGUUUACACUGGGUGGAAGCAAUGUCCAAAUUUUUUGAAGGUGAUGGAUACCCAUAUGAACCCUUUACGUUUAAAAAUCUCGUUGAAUAG
Zygosaccharomyces rouxii is the source of this 2634-nucleotide messenger RNA. It is a transcript of the gene STV1, whose product is annotated as H(+)-transporting V0 sector ATPase subunit a. Gene Ontology annotation, cellular component: fungal-type vacuole membrane; vacuolar proton-transporting V-type ATPase complex; vacuolar proton-transporting V-type ATPase, V0 domain. The record is from RefSeq and is a predicted model, not a curated record. The transcript is spliced from 2 exons. Gene Ontology annotation, biological process: vacuolar acidification; proton transmembrane transport. Gene Ontology annotation, molecular function: ATPase binding; proton-transporting ATPase activity, rotational mechanism. Bases 1 to 2634 code for a protein of 877 amino acids. NCBI's taxonomy places the organism in Eukaryota, Fungi, Ascomycota, Saccharomycetes, Saccharomycetales, Saccharomycetaceae.